AUGUCUAAUCCGGCGGCCAUUCCAACAGCUGUUGAAGAUGCAAAUGGUGACGGCAGAUGGAUUAGUUUGCACAAACGGUUUAUAGCAGAAGCCAAAGAAAAAGAGCCAGAGGUUCUGAUCAUUGGAGAUUCCCUGAUACAACUCAUGGCACAAAAUGAGAUAUGGGAUAAGUUGUUCGUUCCCUUGCAUUGUCUCAACUUCGGCAUUGGAUCUGAUCAGACUCAAAAUGUUCUAUGGAGGUUGCAGAAUGGAGAACUUGAGGAUUUUGCACCAAAAGUGAUAGUGAUUUGUUGUGGGACCAACAACCACGAACACACCCCGGAACAAAUAGUUGGAGGCAUCUUGGAGAUCGUGAAGACCUGCCAGAAGAAACAACCCCAGUCACAAAUUGUUGUCAUGGCCAUCCCACCAAGAGGUCAGUUCGACAACCCCCUCCGACAGAAAAUCAACCAGAUCAACAGCUCGGUCUGUGCAAAGGUUUCUGGUAUUCCGAAUGUUUCCUUCUUCGAGAUAGACCCCAACAUGUUCAUCAACCCUUCAGACGGGUCCAUCAGUCACCAGGACAUGUAUGAUUACUUGCACCUGACCAGGCAGGGUUACAGAAAGUUGGCCGAGCCCCUUCUAGACGAGAUUCAAACCCUUCUGAAGAAUUUCCUUUCCGCUGAUACUAUAUCCACCAGUGAAGCAGAGUUCUGA
Molecule: messenger RNA, 696 nt
Organism: Helobdella robusta
Lineage: Eukaryota; Metazoa; Annelida; Clitellata; Rhynchobdellida; Glossiphoniidae
Exons: 5
Coding region: 1-696 (231 amino acids)
Source: RefSeq, a predicted model, not a curated record